GUGGUAAGAAGAUUGCUGGGCUACGGUUGCACUGUCCACGCAAUGGUUGGCGAUCGGAAGAAAGCCAGAGAGCUCUUUGCACCUAUGAUUGCUUCAAAGUCACCUCUUACUCUUUACGAGGUGGAUCUUGAGGAUCCACGCGAGGUUUCAAAAUUUUCUCGCGGGUUUGUUUUGAGAUGUAUGGAACUUGAUGUGGUUAUUUUAUGCGCUGGAACAAUGUUGGCUCGCCCAAAAAUUGUUGACAACAUUGAGACGCAUAUGAGAGUAAAUGUCCUAUCCCAAGCCCUUCUUCUUCACAUGCUCCAUCCCAUCUUAACUUCUAAAUCCAGAAUUACUGCUUUAAGCUCUUCCACAGCUAGAGUUGCCUUCUUUUCGAGCGCUUUGUUGCAGCAAGAUCCUCUCAGUUAUUAUGUUGGACCUUAUGAGGCGUACUGCUUUUCUAAAUUAGUCCUUUCAAUCUAUGUUGCGGAGCUUUCUCGACAAAGGCACCAUGCAGUCAGCAUGCAUCCAGGCGUUAUACCAGGUACUCUAUAUCGCCACUGCAACAGAUUCGUCAAGUUUGUUACGUACUUCAUAUUGCCAGAAAUUUUGAGGAGCCCGACGUUCAGCGCGCUUUUAGUCUUGCAUACUACAUUACGAGAUGACCAAAUAGCUGGAGCGUAUUACGAGGAUUGUACACCCCAAGACCUAUGCAGUCGAGUAUUGGAAGAAGUGGGUUUUUUGAGAGCAUUUGAGACUUUGCUCUUCGUUCAAUCAAGACUAUGA
Molecule: messenger RNA, 765 nt
Organism: Cylicostephanus goldi
Lineage: Eukaryota; Metazoa; Nematoda; Chromadorea; Rhabditida; Strongylidae
Source: the annotation of a GenBank genome assembly